GGCCCCCAGCCCCCUGCCCCCUGCCCUGGGGAACCCCUGCCCUGUGGGGACAUGAACAGUGUUUGCUGCCUGGUCCUGGUCGCGCUGAGCCUGUGGCCAGGUAGAGCUGCUGCCCCGGGGCCACCUCCUGGCCCCCCACGGGCCUCCCCAGACCCUCGGGCUGAGCUGGACAGCGCCGUCCUCCUGACCCGCUCUCUCCUGGCGGACACUCGGCAGCUGGCCGCACAGCUGAGAGACAAAUUCCCAGCUGACGGAGACCACAACCUGGAUUCCCUCCCCACCUUGGCCAUGAGUGCGGGGGCGCUGGGAGCCCUGCAGCUACCGGGAGUGCUGACACGGCUGCGGGCAGACCUGUUCUCCUACCUGAGGCAUGUGCAGUGGCUGCGCCGGGCAGGAGGCCCUUCCCUGCGGACCCUGGAGCCCGAUCUGGGCGCCCUGCAGGCCCGGUUGGACCGGCUGCUGCGCCGGCUGCAGCUCCUGAUGUCCCGCCUGGCCCUGCCCCAGGCGCCCCCAGACCCACCGGCACCCCCCCUGCCUCCCCCGGCCUCACCCUGGGGAGGCGUCCGGGCGGCCCAUGCCAUCCUUGGGGGGCUGCACCUGACGCUCGACUGGGCUGUGCGGGGCUUGCUGCUGCUGAAGACUCGGCUGUGACCCUCCACCUAGAGCCACCAGCGCCCUUCAAAGCCAGACCUUAUUUAUUUAUUUAUUUCGGGACUGGGGGCGUGGUAGCCAGAGGACUCCGCCCUCACCAUUGUCUCCCUCUAGUUAGAGACCAUCCCUCCAGGAGACCUGGGCAGGGGGGCAUCUGUGCCUUAUUUAUACUUAUUUAUUUAAGGGGGUGGGUGGGAGGCAGGUGGACUCGGGGGUCCCUGAGGAGGAGGGAACCGGGGUCCCGGAUUCUUGGAUCUCUAAGAAGUCUGGCCACGGUGUCUCCCUGACCCCCACCCCUCUGUGCUUGGGCAGGAGCAUAUAUUAUUUAUUAAACAAUUACUUUCUGUGUUGGGGUGGGGAGG
Molecule: messenger RNA, 1013 nt
Organism: Balaenoptera ricei (Rice's whale)
Lineage: Eukaryota; Metazoa; Chordata; Mammalia; Artiodactyla; Balaenopteridae
Gene: IL11
Product: interleukin 11
Exons: 5
Coding region: 52-651 (199 amino acids)
Biological process (GO): positive regulation of MAPK cascade; positive regulation of cell population proliferation
Cellular component (GO): cytoplasm
Molecular function (GO): growth factor activity; cytokine activity
Source: RefSeq, a predicted model, not a curated record